Messenger RNA from Aspergillus chevalieri, 807 nucleotides. Its product is annotated as nuclear transport factor 2 family protein. The coding region runs from base 1 to 807 and encodes 268 amino acids. Lineage: Eukaryota; Fungi; Ascomycota; Eurotiomycetes; Eurotiales; Aspergillaceae. The record is from RefSeq and is a predicted model, not a curated record. Gene Ontology annotation, biological process: response to xenobiotic stimulus. Gene Ontology annotation, molecular function: DNA-binding transcription factor activity. The transcript is spliced from 2 exons.
AUGGUCGCCAUUCGAUAUCUCCUUCAAGCCCUAGUGGCCUCGAUACUAGACACCACCGCCCUCAGUAGGGCAAUCAAACCACACCACCACGGUCAGCUAUCAGAAAUUCAGCACCCUCUCGGACAGUAUCCCCAAGAUAAGCCAGGAUGUGAUGGUUCUGGCAUCAUCGCGCCCGGUAACGGCGAUUGCAACGGCGAUGGCCUCAUCGACAACCCCAAUCCCCGACACAGAGACCGAGAGGGGUUCCACUUUGAAAAUCCUUCGACAGAUUGUGCCUAUGUCACGCAGAUGCACAUCUGGGACUCAUUCAAGGAUUUGGAAAAGGACAUGAACAAAUUGUUCACGCUGAUCCACAAGGAUGUGAACUUCACGGUUGUCGGACACCAUCCCAUCGCGGGUCAUUACAAUGACCUGAUGCAUUUUUAUGUCAAUGCUCUUCGUCGGGUUAGUGUCUUGUUUAUGGAUCAUGCGGACAAGUUCGAGAUCCAUCCUCAAGCCAUCCACGGGGGUUGCAAUGAGCGGUGGUCGGUGCAGGAGGUUCAAUUCAAAGGGAUCAUGAAUUCCGGCGAUCCUUUCGAUAUCGUCAAUGUCUGGGUAACUCGCUGGCACAAGGGCCAGAUGGUUGAGAUUCGAACAUACAUCGACGCAGCCCGAAUCAUGGAAGCCCUGCACAAGAAUGAGAUCUGGUGGAAUGGCACCACUUUCCGGGACAAUGUGAAUUAUAUGCCUGGACCAGCGGGCAUGCCGGAUAUCAAGGCAUUGGAGGAUCUAAUGCAUUAUCCGGAUGGAAGUCCUUAUGAGGAUUGA